Molecule: messenger RNA, 1991 nt
Organism: Phoenix dactylifera (date palm)
Lineage: Eukaryota; Viridiplantae; Streptophyta; Magnoliopsida; Arecales; Arecaceae
Molecular function (GO): nucleic acid binding; zinc ion binding
Source: RefSeq, a predicted model, not a curated record
UAGGGUUCGGUAACUUUACUCCUCCAGGCUUUCCUGGGUCGGCAUUCCGUCAUCCCUAGGAGCUCCUCUGUCUCUAUUUGUCUCUCUCUCGGAUCGAAUCGCAUCGGGGAAAGAGAGGUAGAGACUUGGAGAUGGGCAGCACGCGAACCAACUUCUACAAGAACUCCUCCUUCGCCUACAACAAGGAUUUGAGCCUCUCCUCCGUCCUCCAAAACCUCAGAGCAUACAACGCCGCGAUCGGAAACGCACCAUCCACCACCGCUACCAGCGGCGAACCAACUCCAGAAGAGAACGCGGAGAACAAGAAGAAUGCUCCCUCUCAUUCUCAGCAUCGGAAGCGGAAGCACGAAGAAAAGCGGCACCAGGAGGCGGCGAGUGACGAGGAGCACAGCCAGACGAGUUUCUCCCAUCAAGGCUACAUCGAGAAGAUAAGGAAAGAAAUAGGAACUUCUCGGUUUUCCCUUGAUACAUCUCCAAGUUCAUUGGUGACUUCCAGCAGGGAUUGUGAGCCCAUUAUGACAGGGGAUGAAAGAACUUCAUCUGAAGAAUGUGAAGAAAAACUGGAUACAUCAACUCCUGCUCAUGCAGAAGAGAGUAGUCGAGUUAAGGAGAGACAUGAACAACGCUUUCCUUUACCCGGAGAGCCAGCCUGUGUCUUGUGUGGACGUUAUGGAGAGUAUAUAUGUGAUAAGACUGGUGAUGAUAUCUGCAGCAUAGAUUGCAAAACUGAACUACUGAAACUCAAAGAUGUUCCCCUGGUUGAGGUUUUUCAUACCUACAUGCCCUUGGUUAUUUCAAGAUUAGUUGAAUUCAAAAUUAGCCAUGGAACUUUGAAUCUUUCUUCUCUUUUCCCACAGAGAACGUUUAGUCACAAGGAAUUGCCUUGGCAAAGUGGACCGGAAGAUGUGUUACAGAUGCCUGAGUUAGAGAAGGACACUUGGGGCUAUGACACACAUGAGUGGACAAAAAAGACAUUCAGUCUGUCUACAUAUAAAUGUUGGAGAUGUCAAAAGCCUGGCCACCUAGCAGAGGAUUGCUUGGUGAAAAUAGGUUCUUCUCAGUGCAGCCAGGUACCUGUGUCAGACUACAGAUUGAACCCAAUACCUAAAGACCUACGUGUCCUCUACAAAAGAUGCCAGCAAAUAGGAAAGAACUCAUCUAGUGCGACAUGCAAUACUUGUCAUGGCUCAUCAAGUUUGGCACUGUGCCUUGACUGUAACAUGGUCUUCUGCGACAGUGCAGGUCACUUGAAUGCACAUAUUUGUGCACACCCUUCUCAUCAAAAGUUUUACUCUUAUAAGCUUAAACGCUUGGUAAAAUGCUGCAAGUCACCUUGCAGUGUAACGGAAUUGAAGGAUCUUCUUGUUUGCCAUUAUUGCCUUGAUAAGGCCUUUGACAAGUUCUACAAUAUGUAUACAGCCACAUGGAACGGGACUGGACUUUCUGUCAUCUGGGGCUCCAUUUGUUGUGAUGACCAUUUCACUUGGCAUCGGAUGAACUGUUACAGUGCUGAUGUGGAAGGCAGUGCAUCUAUUAUCAGCAGCAAUAUGCAAAGAGAUCAGAGUGGCCAGCUCAGUGACUUCAUUUUCUGAUGAUUACCACUGCCUAUGGAUAGUAUUUGAAUUGACCCAGGGAAUCAUCUUAGUGGGAUUUGGCUAAAGUAAGCAAAACCUCAGCACUUUGUGUUGGUUACGAGCUAUGUCUCUUACUUUCAUUACUUUUACAGAUUAAAUUGGAGGAUGAUGAGUCCUUUAGUGUUGAACAGUGUGAGGAAUUUACUGUGUCCAGCAGAUGUCAUGUCAAAGCACUUCUGUAACAUGGGGCUUCUGAUUUUUCUAAUUUGCUUUUUCUUAAAUUUUUUUGUUUAAUUCGUUACUUGACUGAGCAUAGCAGACUCCGCACCCUGGGUUUUUCCUCUCUUCAUGGUGAGAUUCGAUGAUAGGGCUUUUUAUUCUGUUUGAAAGUCAUCUACUGCUCAUUUUUUUCUCAAA